CAACAUUCCCUGGUUUCCAGCUCUGUGACAUCACAGCCUCCCAACCUCUCUGCCAGCAACAAGUGAGUGAGGCUCAAAGGAAACAGCCCUGCCCGGUGAACACAAAGUCAACACCAACGAUUCCACUGCAGACAAAGCUGGCAGAGUAAAGUCUUCAACUCCUCUCUAUGGCAACACACCAAAACCUGGCCUCAAAGAUAUUCUGUUUAUGCUGCCAGGAUUGUGAGGAAGCUGUCAUUGAGAGCUCCAAGGAUCCUAGACAAACCCAAGGGAGCCAGCCAACAACCUACAGUUCGCAGUCCCAGAAGAAUGAGUUAAACAAACAAAAUCCCAAGCACACUAAUGCACAGUCCUUCUUUGGUCAAGAAAAGAGGUACUCUUCCAGCAGCAGUGAUUUUGAAGAGCUGACCGCAUACAACAUCCAAACAGGAUACCCUAAAAAAAAUCUAAACCGCUACUACCAGGAGCACUGGUCCUUCCAGCCGUGCCUCAUGGGGAGACCCUGAGGGUUCUAGUGGUGGCGUCGGUGGCGGCGUCACACAGGCUCUGAGCUGUGCGGCUGCUGGAGGAUCUCCAGGAGGGUGAAGAGAGUGGUGGACAGGAGUCAUGAAGACCGAUUCAGAAACUCCACCGUAGGAAGGAAUGGGCCCGAGCCAUCCUGUGCCACCUGCAUGAGUCACUCCAGCCCCUGACGUGGCCAGGGAGGGAGGCUGCCCUCGAUUAAAGUCCUUGGUUGCAUCAGA
This is a messenger RNA of Peromyscus leucopus (white-footed mouse), 743 nucleotides long. It is a transcript of the gene Tex48, whose product is annotated as testis expressed 48. Lineage: Eukaryota; Metazoa; Chordata; Mammalia; Rodentia; Cricetidae. The record is from RefSeq and is a predicted model, not a curated record. The coding region runs from base 168 to 506 and encodes 112 amino acids. The transcript is spliced from 5 exons.